GGGAGGGAAAAAGGAGGGAGCGGGCUCGCGGGGGCCUGAAUGUCCGGCCUGCGGGCGCUGCUGGGGCUGGGGCUGCUGGUCGCCGGCUCGCGACUCCCGCGCGUCUUGGCGCGACGUGGGUCCCACUGUCCGGGGCCCGCCUGGUGGGGGGCAAGGCAGAUGCAUCCAGGGGACUCCGCCAUGGCGGGCCAAACCGUGAAAUACUUGAGCCAGGAGGAGGCCCAGGCUGUAGAUGAGGAACUCUUCAAUGAGUACAAAUUCAGUGUGGAUCAACUCAUGGAGCUGGCUGGGCUUAGCUGUGCUACUGCCAUCGCCAAGGCUUACCCGCCCAGUUCUUUCAACAGCAAUCCCCCAGCAGUCCUGGUCAUCUGUGGCCCUGGAAAUAAUGGGGGUGAUGGCCUUGUCUGUGCCAGGCACCUCAAACUCUUUGGCUAUGAGCCAAAGAUCCAUUAUCCCAAGAAGCCAAGCAAGCCACUCUUUGAUGCUCUGGUGACACAGUGUCAGAAGAUGGACAUCCCCUUUCUGCCUGAGAUGCCCCCUGAGCCAAUGCUGAUUGAUGAGCUGUAUGAACUGGUGGUAGAUGCCAUCUUUGGCUUCAGCUUCAAGGGUGCUGUUCGAGAGCCAUUUGGAGCCAUUCUGAGUAUCCUGAAUGGGCUUACGGUGCCUAUUGCCAGCAUUGACAUCCCCUCAGGGUGGGAUGUGGAGAAGGGGAACCCAGAUGGCAUCCGGCCUGACUUACUCAUCUCACUGACAGCUCCCAAAAAGGCAGCUUCUCUGUUCAAGGGCCGACACCACUACCUGGGAGGCCGUUUUGUGCCAUCUGCCUUAGAGAAGAAAUACCAGUUGAACCUGCCCCCCUACCCAGCAACUGAUUGUGUCCUGCAGCUGCAAUGAAGAAAGGCUGAUGUGCCUCCAAUAAAGACUUGAAUUCAUUUUUAA
Molecule: messenger RNA, 939 nt
Organism: Antechinus flavipes (yellow-footed antechinus)
Lineage: Eukaryota; Metazoa; Chordata; Mammalia; Dasyuromorphia; Dasyuridae
Gene: NAXE
Product: NAD(P)HX epimerase
Exons: 6
Coding region: 40-894 (284 amino acids)
Cellular component (GO): mitochondrion
Molecular function (GO): NAD(P)HX epimerase activity
Source: RefSeq, a predicted model, not a curated record